AUGCGUGUGUUUGCAGUCGUCGGCGCUCUAAUUGGUAAACGGGAGGGCAGGAACAUCGAGGUGAUGAACUCGUUUGAGCUGCUGUUUCACACCGUAGAGGAUCAGAUUCACAUCGAUAAAGAGUAUUACUACAUUAAAGAAGAGCAAUUCAAGCAGGUUUUUAAGGAUAUGGAGUUUCUGGGCUGGUACACGACUGGUGGCGCUCCGGACCAAUCAGAUAUCCACAUUCAUAAGCAGGUGUGUGAGAUCAUCGAGAGUCCACUGUUCCUGAAGCUUAACCCCAUGACCAAACACACCGAUCUGCCAGUCAGCGUGUAUGAAUCUGUGAUUGACAUCAUCAGCGGAGAGGUGAGUGUGUGUGUGUGUGUGUGUGUGUGA
This is a messenger RNA of Carassius auratus (goldfish), 378 nucleotides long. Its product is annotated as COP9 signalosome complex subunit 6-like. The transcript has 4 exons. Gene Ontology annotation, cellular component: COP9 signalosome. The record is from RefSeq and is a predicted model, not a curated record. Lineage: Eukaryota; Metazoa; Chordata; Actinopteri; Cypriniformes; Cyprinidae. Bases 1 to 378 code for a protein of 125 amino acids. Gene Ontology annotation, molecular function: protein binding; metallopeptidase activity.